CUUGAGUUUCGAUGUUUUCUGGGGCUGAAGAUGCUGUGUAAUACCGCUGCAUCCGCGGCGUAGAUACGCGCUUGGCGCCGUCUGGUCCCAAAACGGCAAUUGGCAUUUUCCUUAGCUCCGCCGAACAUCAUCACGCAUAUCAGGCAUCCAUCGCGAAAUUUCUGAUCGAUCUCUCUCCUGUCACCGCGCAUUGACCCUGGUCUCGGGUUGUCCUAUCAAAGGUUGUCGAAUUGUGCUCCCCGUGAUACAUUGUUAGCUUAUCAAUCGGCAUUGUGAGUGAAGAAAUCCCUUCCCGUCCAAAGAAUUCCAUCGAAGCCAAAGACCAGACCCAUACCCCCACCCAACAAGAAGACACGUCGGAAAGUUCAGAUGGAAUGGCGACACCUUCUCCCACACCCCCGGGGAUGAAUGGUCACGCCGAUGAUCAACGCGAUACCCCAAUUGUUAGCAAUCGAACCAGGAUGGGGAGAAAAGCAUCGUCGCCCAUGGCACCGGCGUUCAUGGUCUCCGCGCCCGGCAAGGUCAUUGUCUUCGGAGAACAUGCCGUCGUGCAUGGUAGGCGGGCUAUAGCCGCUGCCAUAUCCCUCCGUUCUUACCUUCUUGUUACUACUUUAUCAAAGUCGCAUCGCACCAUUACGCUUAAUUUCAGGGAUAUUGAAUUGGAUCACACAUGGGAUAUUGAUUCGCUUCCCUGGGACUUAUUCCAUCACCCAUCCAAGAAAAAAUUCUACCACAGUUCUGUCACCUCUCUUGACACUGAGCUGCUUGAAGCUAUACAACCACAUAUCGCAGACAUAUCUAUUGGCAAACCAGAUGAGGUGCGGAAGAUCCACCAAAGCUCAGCAACUGCUUUCCUAUAUCUCUUUCUCUCCCUCAGCUCCCCACAGACUCAUGCCGCAGUGUACACACUACGAUCAACCAUCCCCAUUGGUGCUGGAUUAGGGAGCAGUGCAAGUAUAGCUGUCUGUCUUAGCGCAGCUCUCCUGUUACAGAUACGUAUUCUAGCAGGUCCACAUCAAGAUCAGCUGCCUGAAGAGGCAGAAACCCAGAUUGAGCGAAUAAACAAGUGGGCGUUCGUUGGUGAAAUGUGCAUACACGGCAACCCAAGUGGUGUGGAUAAUACUGUGUCAGCUGGUGGGAAAGCCGUCAUAUUUAGAAGAGGAGAUUAUUCCAAACCGCCCUCCGUGACUCCCAUACUUGAUUUCCCCGAACUCCCUCUCCUCCUUGUCAAUUCGCGCCAGCCACGGUCCACUUCAGUUGAGGUUGCGAAAGUUGCCAACUUUUGCAAAGCACACCCUGCCGUUUCUGAAUCGAUACUCGAAGCCAUAGAUCAGGUUACAGAAUCUGCCAGCAACCUCAUCCAGUCCGGGCGCUUUGAUAAAAGCUCCAGCGAGGCGAUCGAUCAUUUUGGCGAGCUAUUCCGCAUCAACCAUGGCCUCCUCGUUUCACUCGGAGUAUCUCAUCCCCGCCUUGAGCGCAUCCGAGAAUUAGUUGACCACACCGGCUCAGGCUGGACGAAACUUACAGGUGCUGGCGGCGGUGGUUGCGCGAUAACAUUGCUGAGAACAAACAUAGACCCAGCAGCAUUAAAGCGCCUAGAAAAAACACUAGACGACGAAGGAUUUGAGCGCUAUGAAACCAUUCUGGGUGGCCAUGGUAUUGGAGUGCUGUGGCCUGCUGUACUGAAGAAUGGAACAGACGAGGAAGGUGGGGAGGAGAUUGACCAACAAAAAUUCGAGAAUGCGGUUGGGAACGCUGGGAUUGAACGUUUAGUGGGUGUGGGUGAGCAUGAGAAGCGAGAGGGCUGGAAAUUCUGGAAGCGUGGAAGCAAUGCGAACUAGUUUCGUGUCCUCUCCAGCGAAGCAGCUUUUUCUCUAUCCAGAAUUUUCUUUUGUUUCUUUUGUUUCUUUUCUUGUUAUCCUCCAGAGUGGCCGGCUUCACUUCUGCACAGGAU
Molecule: messenger RNA, 1954 nt
Organism: Histoplasma capsulatum G186AR
Lineage: Eukaryota; Fungi; Ascomycota; Eurotiomycetes; Onygenales; Ajellomycetaceae
Product: mevalonate kinase
Exons: 2
Coding region: 375-1841 (488 amino acids)
Biological process (GO): ergosterol biosynthetic process; isoprenoid biosynthetic process
Cellular component (GO): cytoplasm
Molecular function (GO): ATP binding; mevalonate kinase activity
Source: RefSeq, a predicted model, not a curated record